AUGUUGAUUGAGAGAGCAAAGGAGUUGAAUUAUUUAAAAGGUGCAAGAGUUAGGCCGAAUGAGUUGAAGUUUUCUCACUUGCAAUUUGCAGAUGAUACUAUUAUUUUCUGUGAAGCUGACAAGGUGGAAUUGGUCAAUAUAAAGAAAAUCUUAAGGUGCUUUGAGUUAAUGUCUAGUUUAAAAAUUAAUUUCCACAAGAGUGUAGUGUGUGGGGUUGGUGUUAAUAAUGAGGAAAUUAAGGAUUAUGUCUCAAUUUUGCACUGCCAUAGUCAAAAACUUUCCAUUACUUAUUUGGGCAUACCUCUUUGGGGCCAAUCCAAGAAGAAAGAGCACUUGGAAAUCAGUGAUCAAAAAGUAAAGAAAAAAUUGGCUUCAUGGAAAAGGAAAUUGCUUUCCCUUCCAGUAUGGAAGGAAGAUGAGGUCCUAUGGCUGUAUGAAUUGCUUUGGAAAGCACCUAGUCUUUCUAUGGAGUCUGAGGAUUCGUGUAAAUGGGCGGGCAAUUCAGAAGGAUCAUUCACAGUAGUAGCAGCAUGGAAGUGGUGGAUGUUUUCAAAAAGUCCUACUGUCAGUGUUACUAAGGAACUAUGGAACAAUGUUGCUCCACCCAUGUCAUUAUGGAAAGCAAGGAAUGAAUAUCUCUUUAGUGGCAAAUCAGUUGAUUGGAAUGAAUUAUCAGAAUUGGUGAAAAAGAAGGUUGCUUCUAGGUUGAUGUCAAGUGGUUAUGCUAGCUAUUGGUUGGGGGCCUUGGCUGUUAUUGCUGUUCUGGGUAUGUUUGUGUUGAUAUUGCUAUCGGUAGAAGAGCUAGAGAGCUUCUUAAUGUCUAUUCAAUUUAUCAAGGCCAGUAGCAAGGUCUGA
Molecule: messenger RNA, 855 nt
Organism: Camellia sinensis
Lineage: Eukaryota; Viridiplantae; Streptophyta; Magnoliopsida; Ericales; Theaceae
Source: RefSeq, a predicted model, not a curated record